Anopheles darlingi is the source of this 23468-nucleotide messenger RNA. Its product is annotated as histone-lysine N-methyltransferase 2D-like. The transcript is spliced from 17 exons. Gene Ontology annotation, cellular component: MLL3/4 complex; microtubule; nucleus. Gene Ontology annotation, molecular function: transcription coactivator activity; histone binding; GTP binding. The record is from RefSeq and is a predicted model, not a curated record. Bases 1277 to 22480 code for a protein of 7067 amino acids. Lineage: Eukaryota; Metazoa; Arthropoda; Insecta; Diptera; Culicidae. Gene Ontology annotation, biological process: microtubule-based process; positive regulation of transcription by RNA polymerase II.
AGCCCGAAAAGUGUAAUCAGCUCCCUGUGUUGUCAUCAAGCAUUUUCCAGGCGUGAAAAGUGACUCGAUUCGCUGGAAUUAUGUAGCAGCGCUAGCCCGAACGCAAGCAAUCCGCGGAAGUGCACGUGUGUGAACAGAUUGGGGACGGGUACGGGUGGCGUCGGUCUCGGAAAACGGCGUCCAAAAACCUGCAUCGUCGACCCUCGGCGCUCUCGGUCUCGCUCGCUCUUGGCUUUCCCAACAAUGGCGACCACACCACCGGGCCCGCGAAUUUCGAUGAUGACGAGCUCGAUCCGCAUCGGAAACAGGGGCACCACCAGAAGCGCCAGGAUGACGGGCUCCAGAGCCUAGCGCCCCGCGAGAGGACGAUCCGAGCGACGCGUCGCGUUUUUACCUCCAGCAACCGAUCGGAAACGCUCCGUCCCCCUGCAGGCGUCCAUAUCGAAGCAGCAGCAAAAGAAGAAGAAGAAGAAGAAGAAGUGACCGAUCGUGGCUCUGCGCUGGCUCUGACGGCUGGCGUGCCUCACGAAUUAGCGGCGGAGCACCCGAUAGUGCUCGCGCGGGUAGCAGCGGUAGUAGCAAAGGCACGGACCCGAGGAUGUUCGAUCGAAGACGCGGAACACGCGUAGUGUGACCGCGAAAAUUUUUCCAAAACCCCUGCCCUCCCCGUGGCCUCUCGAAAUUGUGAAAUCCUUUUCGGCCGCGGAACUAGAUUCUAGUGCUUGUUAUCUGACCUGACGUAUGCAUGUGUAUCUGUUUGAGUGUGUGUGUUUAGUGAAUAAGUUCCCGUGACGUGACGUGACGAAGAGAAGAAGCCUCCGUGAUCCGCGAUUCUACGAAGAGAGAGAAAAAAAAAACGAAGCAAAACCGGGAAGUCGGACGGGCUUGACUCUUGGCCCCCCUGAGAACGCAUGCUGCGAUCGUAGCGCCGUAGAAACGAAAGAGAAAUCCAAAAGUGUGCGACACACACAACAAGAACGUUUCAUUGGAUGUGUGUUUGGUUUUCGGAGGUUUCGGGAAAAUUCAAGGGCACGCUAGGGCCUCACCGGGCACCGCACACCACACCCCGACCACACCCCUACCACGCGCUAGCAGCCAAGGUGGGAAGGAAAACCAGCGGCUGGGGGACGAUUGUGUUGCGGUCGUUUGUUGAUUAAUUAAUUAGCUUAAGGUGUAGUUUGUGCGUUAGUUGCGGGGGUUGGCGUUGGAUCGGGAACGCGGAGAUAGAACACAGCCUGGAUUGGCCUCGCCGACGCCGAUUAAGCAACCAGUCAUCAUGGAUCCGGAACAGAUUCUGUUGGAUAGCAACGAUUUCGAUGACGGGUCCGAUUACGGUGACUACGAUUUCAUGCAGGAUCAGGAUGCGCUUUCGAUGAGUGCACCACUUGAUGCCAUUCUGGACCCAUCGACCACGCCGAUCUCGUGUCAAUCGUCACCGAUCGAGGAGUCGCUAAGAGGAGCGCUUGGUGCGAAUCUUGAAGAAGCGGCCCCGGCGACGGCUGGGGGAGCGGCAGGAACUGCGACAUCAGCGGCACCACCACCGGUCGUGGUUCGAUUAACCACCGAUUCCUCCUCUGUUUCACGCACGACGACAAGCAGCGUGCAGCUGAAGCCGAACACACCGAAGCUUACCAUAAAGACGGUGGUUCUCGGUUCAUCGGCGACCACCACUACCACCACCGUUGCCAGUGUAACGAACAGUUCCAGCGGCACGGGAAGCACCGGCCGAUCGUCAACCUCCUCUUCGACCUCAUCGUCACCGUCCUCUUCCUCGCCUUCACCUUCGAUCGGCGGCCUCAGCGCGUCACCGGCUGCUCCGGCGGUAGGCUCCGGUGGCAUCCGGUUUGGGCUCGGCGGUGGUAAACCAUCGGCGGCCGCCCUACGGCGAGGACCUGGUCGGCCAAAGAAAGAUUUCAUUCCACUGCUAAAGAUGUCAUCCUCGUCGGCGGCAAACAAUGGUUCGACCGCGCCAAACCCCGGCGGCAACAGUAGCAGCAGCGGCAGCAGCUUCAGCUCAGGUGCAACGCUCGCCGGUGGUGCAACGACGAUCAUUAAGCUGACCAGUACGGGUGGAGGGCUUGCGGCCGCCCUGGCCGCUAGUGGCGCCAGUGGCAGCUCACUGGCGACCGAAAGUAAAGUCGUGAAGAGAUACAAGAAUACUAAUGUUGUUCGUGGUGGUAUUCCUAAAAGGAAAGUGGAGCUGGCAGCGCUUACCAUGCAGCAGGAUAGUGGCCAUAGCAACAACAGCAGUAGUAGCAGCAACAGUACCAGUGGUGCUGCAGCAGCAGUAGUUUCUGGGGUAGUAGCAAGCGGUGCUGGUAACGCGGUUACACCGCUAAACUCCUCAUCAUCCUCGCCGAACGGUCCACAACCGACCACGACGGUGCCACUUGGCUCACUGUUGGCCUCGCCGAGCGAGGAAUCGGCAGCAAUCGGCGCUGGUGGCAGUACAACCGCCAACAGUUCCGUUGCGUCGACACCGACCGCCGAGCUGGAGCUGGUGUCCGAUCCGGCUACGCUUAUGCCGCCGGCCGCUGCCCCCGUCGACGAUAUGCCGUACUUUCCGGAGAAAUAUCCCGGCAAACUGUGCAUCCUGUGCAAUCUCGGCGAACGGAGUCAGCUCGGGCAGGGUGAGAUGCAGCGCAUCGAGAUGACGAUGCCGGCCGAUCAGCUGGCCUCGGCACUGUCAUCGCAGGAGGAGAAAACACAUUCCGUUGCUACCGGUAGCAGUGAGUCUGGCGGUAACAGUCCCAGGACGAUCGCGAGCCUUGUGCCGCCCUUCACGGCCAACAGCAAGCGCCAGAAGGGGUCCAACAAGUGCAAAAAUCCGAUCGCUAACGCAGAGUACACGGAUGAGCUGGAAAAGAUCGGACACCUGGAGGCGCAAGAUACGUCCUUCAACGAUGGUGGUUUCUUCUACAUUCACCGUUCCUGUGCCAUCUGGUCGUACGGUGUCGUGUGGCAUCAGUUGAGCGGAAAGUUCAGCAACCUGGAGCUAGUUGUAGCGCAAAGCCUUAAUCGAAGAUGCCACUUUUGUGCCCACUUCGGUGCCAGUUUAUCGUGCAAGAUGUCCUGCCCGAAGUGGUACCAUCUUCCUUGCGUCGCCGCUUCCGGCGGCUUCCAGGUGAUCCAGACGUACAACAUCUUCUGCAAGGAGCAUCUUGGACAAGUGCCUUUAGUGUGUGCGGAGGACAUCAACUGCCGGCAGUGCUCGGCGCUGGGCGAUGUCGGCAAUCUGAUCAUAUGCUCGCUCUGUGGCGAUCACUACCAUGGCACGUGCGUGGGGUUAGCGCAGUUACCGGGCGUCCGUACCGGUUGGCAGUGUAACUCGUGCAAAAAGUGUCAAAUCUGUCGUGUACCUGAUUCGUCUGAGGGCCGCUCAGUGGCGUGCGAGCUGUGCGACAAGAUCUACCACGCCAGCUGCCUCCGUCCGAUCAUGACGUCGAUACCGAAGUUUGGAUGGAAGUGUCGCUGCUGUCGCGUCUGCUCGGACUGUGGUGCGCGUACGCCUGGGGCGGGCGCAUCGUCCCGUUGGCACUCGCACUACACAGUGUGUGACUCGUGCUAUCAGCAGCGGAACAAGGGUUUCUCCUGUCCGAUCUGCCACCGGGCGUACCGGGCGGCCGCGUACCGGGAGAUGGUGAAGUGCAGUGUGUGCUCCAAGUUCGUCCACAGUACCUGCGAUCCCGAUGCCGAUUUGACGGUGUACAACGGCCGGAAGGAGGCCAACCCGGAUUAUGAGUAUCUGUGCACACCGUGUAAGGCCGCAAUCCAUAGUGGCCGGCUAGUGGCAGCCGUAAGGCGUGGCAUUAGCAUGGAAGACGAUGGCAGUGGUAGCGGGUACGGUGGAGGAUCCCUAUCACAGGAAGGUUUCACGGAUGAGGCUAUGGAGGUGGACGGUUUCGAGGCCAGUAGUGGUGGUAGCGGUGCUGGUGCAAGCGGUGGCGUCGGCAGUGGUAAUGGUGCAAGUGCGAGCAGCCUUGGUGGCGCUUUGGGGCUGCGUAACGAGCGCCUCUCUUCGAUGGAUGUUGGCCUUGGCAAGGGCAAACCGUACGUGGCCAGUAAGAUUGCCAAAAAGCGGCUCAACCUAGCGCUCGCCAGUGCCAUGUGUGGAAUGCUGGGAGGAGGGAAUCGACCGAAGGGCGGAAUCGGUAAGGGAUUCCAGAAGAAAUCACGCCUCGCCGACAUCACACGGAAGCGUGGUACGAAGGCAAAGAUGCGCGGAAUUUUCGGUGUGCCCGGGCUAGGACUACAGAGACCAACGGUUGAUCUAGCCUCGUCGUCGAUCAAAACAACCGAAGAUGAACCGGGUGGCGAGAAUCGGUUAGUGCUGUGUUCGGCCAAAGACAAGUUCGUGCUGACGCAGGACAUUUGUGUGAUGUGCGGUGCGAUCGGAACCGAUCAGGAAGGAUGCCUGAUCGCCUGCACGCAGUGUGGCCAGUGCUAUCAUCCGUACUGCACGAACGUGAAGGUCACGAAGGUGAUCCUGCAGAAGGGCUGGCGAUGUUUGGACUGUACGAUCUGUGAGGGGUGCGGCCAACGCAACGAUGAGGCUCGGUUAAUCCUGUGCGAUGAUUGUGACAUCUCGUAUCACAUCUACUGCAUGGAUCCACCACUCGAACAGGUACCGCAGGGUACGUGGAAGUGUAAAUGGUGCGCCAUUUGCCAGAAGUGUGGUACCAACAGUCCGGGCUUUAAUAGUGGCUGGAUGAAUAGCUACACCGAGUGUGGCCCGUGUGCUAGCCAAACGAACUGUCCUUCCUGCAACGAUGGGUACGCCGAUGGUGAACUCAUCAUCCAGUGUCACCAGUGCGAACGGUGGCUCCAUUGUGCCUGCGAUCAGAUCAAGAACGAAGCCGAAGCGGAACGGUGUGCCGAGGAGGCCUAUAACUGUCUCAUCUGUCGGCCUCCAGAUCAACCACCACCGCAUCUGGUGCCGAAGAGGAAGAGUCUCUCCGCUGCUGGCGGUACCGGUGCUGGUGCUUUCGCCUCGCUGACGGCCUCCAAGGUGCCGGCGAAGGUGGAGGAAAAGAUCAUUCCCCUGGCCCUCGAAGGCAAUCACUACGUGGACGGCGUUUGUCUUAGUGAGCAUGGCCUUCACCAAAUCAAGGCUUUACAGGCCGAGUUUGGGAAGCGAGGAAAGCGAAAACCAAAGCUGCCGAUGGAACCACCACCACCGGCCGAGAAGGACGCUGGUAUACUGGCCGCGAUCGAAUCGGUGGUGGCUGGUAGCAGUCACGAUAAUUCGCUCGAAGAUAUGCGGUUGGAGCCACUCGAUCCAAGAGAGGAAGCCGAAAUCUACAAGGACGGCAUGGUCUGGAAUGAUCCGACACCGCCGGAAGGUUUCGCCCUCUUCACCAACGAGAGCGGCGUCGUGGUGCUACGUAAGAAGCGACAGCGAAAUCUGCAAAAACUAGGCAUCGGUGGGUUCUUUGUGCGGAACCGUGCAAUACGGACGAAGGACGGCAAAGAGGAUGAGGAUGUGGUCGAUGGGCUGGAGGAUGGUACCGGUGCGGAGGGCGGCGGUGGCACGAUUAAACCAAAGAAGAAGCCAAUCCGGCGAAAGCCAAAAAACAAGCUCAUCGAGAUUUAUCCCAACAUUCUCCAGGACGCAUUCUUUGGUCGAUCGCUGCUGAGUGCCAGCAUGCCACAGUUCGACACACCCGUCAGUGAUGAUGAGAUCAAGAGUGACGUUUCGGAUGACAAAACAGUCAAGUUGACGGCCGAGGAGUUGAAACUAUUUGAGGCUGUUAAGGAAAAGGAGGAAGAAAAUGAUUUGUUAGCCAAAGAACAGCAACAGCAGCAGCAGCAACAGCUACAACAACAGCAACAGCAACAGCACCAGCAACAACAACAACAACAACAACAACAACAGUCAGUGGCUAAUACGACACCAACACCGAUCGCAAAUGGCCAACCAGCUACAAUACCGGCUGCUGGUGUUUCAUCGAGUGAGCCAAGAGUGCAAGCGCACGGUGGCAACUUAACGACGGAUGGUCCACAAGCAACCGGUGCAACCGGUGCGACGAUGUCUUCCAACGUCACGAAUGUCGCUCCUUCUUCUGCCACUGGUGCCAGCAUUGCGGUAAACACACGAACCGGUGACAGUUCGCUAGCAGCGACGACGACGGCGGCUGCUAGCGGAGGUGUUACCAAGAUGGAAGAAGAUGAUAACAGUGAUACCGAGGCGCUCAAGGACGCACUCGGAUUGCCGAACGAUCUAAUGGAGGAAGACUUUGUCAGCCAGAUUAUGAGCGCCGAUGACGAGCUUACGAAAACGUCGGCGGCAGCCUUCGAUGACCUCACGGCCGAUGGUCGGGAUUUGAGCGAUCCGCUUGGGAAAUCGUCGAAGGAUGAAUUGGUGGACAUACUUAGCCCGCACUUUGAUCUAACCAAUUUUGGCCAGAUGGAUAGCAAGGUGGUGGAGGAAAUAUUCAAAACCGUGCUCACAGAUGAAUCACAGGAAUCUCAGGAGUCCAUUUUGGCCGGAUCCAUGACACCGUACACUUCAAACACGUCAACACCGUCGCACAGUGCGGACGUAACGAAAAAGGCUGUGAACACGCGAUACCUAACGGCGAGUGGUCAGCAGAUGGUGGUUCAUCCUUCGUCGUUACCCCAGCAGCAACAACAACAGUCACAAAUGCAUAUAGCGCAACAGCAGCAACAACUUCGAAAUCAGCAGCAGCAGCCGUUACCACAGCAACGUCCGCAACAGCAGCCGAUUUUAUCCCAGUCGCUGCAAGUGACGUCGUCUGGUAUGAUGAAUGAACAGGUGCAGCCCGGUGUCGUUGGUAUUCCAUUACAAACGGCUCCAAUGGGACCCCAAAUGGUGAACCCGAUGGGUAUGGCCCCCUCACACAUUCCACAACAAGCUAUCGGUCAGAUGCAGAUGCAACCGCCGUCGACGACAGUAGUCUCAAACGAAGGCAUUAUCCAAACGAUCAUCGAUCAGCAACAACCGAUGGGUUCGGCUUUCCCUAUAGUUUCGCCACAGCAGCAGCAACAGCAACUGCCACUCACUGUUGGUUCAACAGUCGAUAUGAAUCAGCAGCAGCAGCAGCAGAUGAAUCGAGGGUACUAUUCUAAUGACUUCCAUACGCAAAGCCCCCUGAUGACCGGAUACACGGAUCCCACUCAGUGUCAGUCACCGGUGGGCGUGAAUGCACCACAAACAACUGCACAAAUCCAGCAAACGGUAGGCGGACAGUGGCAAAAUACAAAUAUGCAGCUAGUGCACUCUGCAGGCGGCCCUGGAGCGACUGGUCCGCUAGGUAUUGCGACAGGUACCGGAGGGGCGACCACGGGCAUCCCAGACAUUAUGGGCACAGUUUCGCUGGAUGAAACGAACGUUAAAAGCGCACAGAAACUAUCGGAAAAGAUGCGCAAGGAUGAAAUGCUCGGCGAAAUGGCAACCAUUUCAUCCGUGCUGUACUGUAACCUUCAGCAUCCCGAGCUGAAAACGGAGUAUCCCAACUGGAACGAUCGCUGGAAGCAGAUCAGCAAGCGAUGGCGACUGCUGUCAAACGAAGAGAAGCAACCCUUCCUUCAGCAGGCCCGCGAUAAUCGGUCCACGAGCAAGAUGAAGAAAACGCAACAGGUACCACAAUUGUCACCCAAAGAUGGCAAUAGCAAUAGUUCAGGUACGAUGAACAUUGUUGGUCCAUCAUCCGCAUCUUCCCCUUCUUGUUCCUCAUCAUCGAACAUCUCGGGAUCGCUAAUAACGGACACGGGUUCCAUCCUAAUCGGUUCCGAUCAACAAACGGUGGCUGGCAACGGUUUGGUGCAGCAUCAUCAUCAUCUCGCCAUUCAGCAGCAACCCCAAGGCAUCACCUCAGUUCAAGGCAAUCUGCAGCAGCAGCCUCAACAACACCAGCAGCAGCAGCAGCUUCAACAACUUCAGGGACAUCAACAGCAGCAGCAACUGCUGCAUCAUACCACACUUCAGCAUCAGCAGUCGUCGCAGCAGCAGCUACUCGAGGAUCAGGAUAAGAUCAAUGCACAGCAGAAGAGCAUGCGCGAGGCGGAGCAAGAACGACAAUGGAAGCAACUGCAGCAACAGCGUGCUCGUGAACAACAAUCACAGCAACAUAUGCUACUGCCUGACCAAAGGAUGCAAGAUCCAACGAUGCAACUGCAAGUGACAACGGAUGUUUGUUCGGGUGUAGGUUCACUGGCAAGUCCGUCACCGAAUGCCCGUGGUCCGUUCGUUUCGCCGGUUAGCAAGAACCGGUUGCCACCGGGUGCGGUUCCAGGUGUUGCAGGUAACAUGAACAUGAAUGCUCCUUCAAGUCCGGUAGCAGGUAACUUUCAACAUCCCGGCAUGCCGUCAGUACGUGGACUACCGGGUCCCAUGCAGCAGCAACAGCAACAACAACAACGUCAAACCGUGGGUGGUUCGGUUAGACUACCGUUGAGUCCAUUUUCACCACAAUCACAGCAACCGCAAUCGCCACAUGACAUUCUUCCGGAAUCACCAGCCAGUCAACAUUCGGGCAUGGACCCAUUUGUGCGACCGCCAUCGGAAGGAUUGCAGGAUGGUAGUGGUGGAGGGUACGCGGUUCACCAUUCUCCGCAAACACCCCGCUCGAUGGGACAUCAAAGUCCGGUGGCUACAGCAAACCGCAGUCCAGCGUAUCCCGGUACCCAGCUGGCAACACCAAACACGGUUGGCGGUCCCGGCGGUAUUCGUGUGAAUGCGAUGGAUCCGGGUGGUUAUGCAGGUGCACCGGGAACACCGAGACCACAAUUUCCCUCAAGUACCACCACACGUCCAAUGGUGUACGCCCGCCCGGGUGAUCUGUUUGGUUCAAUGUCCAACUCACCCUUCACGUCACCUCGCUCGGAUACCUUUGUUCAGUCACCCCAGGAAGGCAACAGACAGCUACGAGAUCUACUACAGCGGCAACAGCUUCCAGCAACUAACACUGGCACUGGGGGACCCAACAACGUCGGUAUGAUGCAAUCUGUUGCCCAGCAAUCGCCGCAGCAUCAGCAAGUACAGUCGCCUGGCGGCGGAUUCGUCGAUGAUCAACAGCAGCAACAGCAACAACAACAGCAGCAGCAGCAACAGCAUUUGCUACAGCAACAGCAACAGCAAAAUCAAAUGCAACAACAACAACAACAGCAGCAGCAAUCCCAAUUACCACAGCAAACGGUUAUGAUGCAGCAACCAGUGGCCGUUGGUCAAUCGGCUCCACCGAUGCCGAUGAGUCCAACCGAUAUGGGUACAUUCCGGCAACCGUUGCCACCGAACAUGAUGGCACGACCACGAAUGCCUGGAGCAAUGAAUCGACCAACAGCAGGAGGCGGAAGCAUCGUCGUCGGUCCUAACUCUCAGAUAGUGUUACGGCAACAGAUUGUCCGUGCAGCAACCGGCACCAACCAGAUGGUCAUCACUCAGCAGGGCAUGACAAUCACUCAGCAGCAGCAGCAGCAGCAGCAACAACAACAGCAAUCACAAAUUUUGCGCCAACGGAUGCAGCUGAUUGGACCAAAUGGAACGCCAAUAUCCGAUGGUAGCGGCUCAUCGCCUAACGGUGGUGGCCAAUUCAUUACUCCUACCGGACAGAUGCAUACUCAACCACAUCAACAGCAAAUGAUCGUCAAUAACCAACAGCAGCAGCAGCAACAAUUGCUUACCUCAUCGCAAACGGAUCAACAGAACAUAGCUCUGAUCGCACAACGAUUAGCUGGUGAAGGUGAGGCGCACGUUCCAUCGCAAACCCUUUCUUCGCGUCCUGCUGGAGCUCCACAGCAGCAAAACCAGCAGCAGCAACAACAACAGCCGCCAUCCCAGCAGCCCAAUGCGGGUGGCGGUCCAUCAGAGAUACCGGAUAGUGUGAGUGCCGAGUUGGAAAAGCUCGAACAAGAGGACAAUACGGGUAUGGGUGAGGUGGAAGGUGUGGGCGAUCUGUUAGGUGAGCUGGGAGAUGACGAUGCGGAACUACUGGACUCGCUAACGGCUGAAAUGGGUGACAUACAUUUCAACCUACUCGAGUACGCCGAUCCGGAACUCAAUUCGACGGACGGAGAGAAGUCGACUCUGCUGGAUAGUCUGGAGUUGGAUGACGAUGCUAAGGAUGCGGAAGCUAAAAGCAGGCAAAAGAUCGCAGAGAGCAGCGAUGGUGUUGGUGUUAGCAAUGCAAAUAAUGCAGCAGUUCCGAGUGUUGGUGUUGAACAGCAUGGCAUACAGUCAGCACCCGGCAACUUUGCUACCACGGCACCUAAUCAAGUCAUGCAACAGCAACAACAGCUUCAGCAGCAACAAUUUGGAUCACAACAAAUACUCAACCCUCAGCAGCAACAGGUACAAAUGCAAAUGAAGACGAUACGCCCAACCAUGAUAAACCAAUCAGUGAUGCAAAUGCAACAACAGCAACAGAUUCAACAACAAGGAAUCCUGGUCGGUUCGAAUGCGAUGGGAGGGCAGAGGAUGAUUCUAAAGGAUGGGAAUGGUGGUGUUGUAACGUCCAAUAUGAAGGCUGGCUUUAUUAAUCAGCAACAACGCAUGCAACAACUCAAGCAGCUAGGCGCUGGUGCGGGAAUGGGACCGGGUAUGGUGCAAACCAUGAUUUCCGGUCAACCGCAGCAGACCCAACAGCGUGUCCUGCAGCAGCAAAUGGCUGGCAAUCGUAUUAUACAGACCGUAGUGUCAAAUCAGCCACAACAGUCUCAGCCCCAGCAACAACAACAGCAGCAGCAGCUAAAUGCUGGAAUGCUUCAACAUCCACAGCAGGUGGUAGCACAACCUCAGCAUCUUCAGCAACAUCAGCAGCAGCAACAACCACAACAACAACAGCAGGCACCACAACAAACAAACGUACCCGGAGCGGUUGGACAGCCACCCCCACCCCCCUAUCCGGAGCCUCCACCACCAUACCCGGGCAAUCAAACGAUGCCGAAUGCAGCACCUCAAGGCCAUACUGUUGCUGGCGGUAAUCCUCAGGAACAGCGUUUGCUUUUGGAGGAUAUGGUGGAACAGGAAAAGCGGGAGCAGGCGAACCAACUGCAGCAAGCUAACGAUAUGCCGCCGUCCAGUCAAGGGAUGAUGAGCGAUCAUCAGGAUUACAUACGUAACCGGCCACAAGGUGGUCUGAUACCGAACCCGGGACAACACCAACAACAGGCGAUCGCUCAGCAACUCCAGAUGCAGUCACCGAAUGGCGGUGUUGGCGGCCAGUUUAUGGUACAACAGCAACAGCCACAACAAAGGAUGAAUCCACAGUGGCGUCCUCAAACACCAGUCCACGGUACCGGUGGUAUGAUGGGAACGCAUCAAUCCUCACAAUCUCUCGUCACACCAACCGGCACAAGUGGGGGAAUGAUGAACCCAAUGCUGCAACAGAAAAUCGGAACGGGAGGCAACUCUGUUAAUAGUGCUACAUUAUCAUCAGUUCCGCUGGUUUCUGGUGGUAGUGUGUCAUCAGUUAUUGCCCCACCACCAGUUGUCGAUCCGACGUCACCAUCUACCAAUCGAACAAUACCACUGUUCCAGGCAAACCUGCAACCACAACCGCCACAGCCACCGGAAAAUAUAGUCACCGAGCAAGAUCGUAUGCUUCAGGCCAACUACGAAACUUGGCUGCAGCAACAGAACACGGUCCUGUCGAACCAACUGAAGUACUACGAAACCGAAAUAGUAAAGCUGCGUAAAGUAAAGAAGCAACUCAACACGAAACAGCGGCAACAGCGCAAACAUGGCAACGAGUUGGCGGAAGGAGAUGCGAAGGAGCUACAGAAAACGACGGCUGACCAUACAGUCAUCCAGAAGCAGCUGGAAAACGCACGGCGUCAGCAGCGCCAGCACUCGGUCAUACUGCAGGAUUACAAAGCAAAGCACCCUUCGUCUGCUGCUAAAAUGCUUGGUGGUACCGGUGCCUCGACCCCGGGGAGCUCACCAGCUUCCCAGUCGCUACUUGCCCCGCAGUCACCGUUAAUGUCGCCCUCUCCAAGCUCUUCAAUGCAUCAACAACCGGUACAAUCGCCGUUAAAUAGUAACACGAUUUUGCAGCCCAGCCAAAGCCCACUGCACUCACCAAGUCCACUGCUCUCCCAGAGUCCCGGUCCCGCUAGCGUAAACUCAGUGAUGCAGAGCCCGGGCGGUAAUCAUACGAACUCAAACAGUGCCAUGUCGCCGUACAGCACCAUGCAACCGUCGCCACGCAUCGGUACGCCACAUUCACAAAUCGACGAUAAUCCCUUCAGUCCGGGACAUGGUGGGGGUCCUUCGCCAUCGCCCUCGCUGCCCGGAAGAUUAACGUCACCUGCACCGCGCAUGACCUCACCACAGCACCGGAUGGGUGGACAGCAACUGGUCGGUGCCGGCAACAGAAUGGUACAAAGCCCGGGUCAUCACCAACAGUACAGCCAACAGCAGGGUAUGAUGAUGAAUCAAAAUCCGAUGAUGAAUCCUCAGCAACAGCAGCAACAGCAAACGCGAUUCGUUCGACCACAGAUCAUACCGAAUGAUCCCAAUGUACGAAUGCGAGUUGCCAGCAACAUGCAGCUACAGCAGCAGCAGCAGCAGCAACAACAACAGCAACAGCAACAGCAGCAGCAACAAAUGCAGCAUCAACAAAUGAUGGCUCAAAAUCCUAACAUUCGCCAAAUGCAGCCAGGCAAUAGUGGAAGUGGUUACAAUUCACCUCUCGGUAGCCCACAGCCGAUCAUGUCCCCUGGAGGAGCAGGUCCGGUCAACAUCAUUGGCCAACAACAGCAACAGCAGCAGGGUAUGGAUCCACGACAGAUACAAUUCAUGCAGCAACAGCAACGCAUUCAACAAAUGCAGCAACAACGCCAACAGUUGAUGCAAUCACCGCAACAUUCAACCGGCCAACUCCUGCAACAGCAAUCACCCCAGCAUCCCAACAGUGGCGGUGGUGGUAUGCAAAUGAUACAACAACAAUCACCACAGCAUCCGGGCGCCGCCGGUCAAAUGAUGCAGCAGCAGCAACAGCCUAAUCAGCAGCAAAUGCAAAUGAUGCAACAGCAGCAGCAGCAGCAGCAAAUGCAAAUGCAUCAGUUACAACAACAGCAACAGCAACAGCAACAUAUGAACUUUGCAAAGCAAAGCCCGAUCCAUCAACAACCACCGUCGCCCUUGUUGAGCCACGGUGGCAACACUCCCACAUCACAAUCUCCGAUGCCUCAAAGUCCGAUGUUGUACUACGGACAGCAGCAGCAGCAGCAACAACAACAACCCCAGCCACAGCAGCAGCAAAUGAUGCGCCAACAGUCAAUGACCGGUGGGGAAAACUACGCCAAUAAUCCCAACAAUGGUGGUGGCAGUGGUGGUGGGAUGAAUCAUCCUUCCAAUCCGAUUCCUGCUCCAACAUCGGCCCCGUUCGCUAAUAUUCGAUACGUGAAACUUGGUUUGCGUGGUGGGUCACCGAUGUGGGACAACGGAGCACGUGGCAACAAGCGAGCGAUACCCGUAAACCAGCAACAGCGAUUGCAGAAGCUUCUGCUGCAAAGACAGCAGCAGCAGGCAGCGGCAGCUGGCACAUCGGCUACUAAUACCGUUGCUAGCGUAACUGUGACACCUUCGUUGCAACAGCGAACGGUAGUGGCCGGGAGUAGCACUGGUGCUACACCCGAAGGCCGCAAACUGGCGACAGCAACGUUUAUCCAGCAGCACCGUAAUCGUAUAACGAUCGUUCCGAAACCACAGGUCGUGACGUUAAAGACAGCAACCAUUGGUGGUGGUGGUAGCGGUAGUGCUAGCAGCAGUAGCACUAGUAGCAGUGUCGAGGAAAUCGUGGUAAUCGAUAGUAGUCCUGAUGAAAAGCAGCAGCAGCAGCAGCAACGCUUGAUGGACUACGACGAUGACAACGACCAUAAAGCGCUAGUGGCAACCGAAGUUUCGCUCAACUCGGUCGCACAGCACGGUGUCGAUGGGGAUGAGACGAUCAUCGAGUCACUGUCGAGUACUGGCAGUGCCGCGGGUGUUGGUGGUGUCAGUGUUGGUUCCAGUGGCGGUGGGUACGAGAUCGUUGGCAGCCCACUUAACUCGCAGAUCGUCGGUGGUUCCGAGUACAAUCUCUUCUCGGAGGACGUGGUUGAAUGUGUCGACAGUGAGGAUGGUGGUGUGACGAUCGUUUCCUCACCACUACCAGUAGUGCUAUCGACAGCGAAGAAAUCAGACACGAGCGAUAUAACGAAUGCAAAGGACAGUAGACCGUUGUUAGUUGGUUCAGAGAUUGAAAUCGUCGAGAGCGUGGAUGAUGCUAGCAAUAGUAUGGCGUCGACAUCAGAGGAUUUCGAGGCCAUGAUUGAUAGCCGUCCAAAAGAGGCCCAAGGCAGUUCAGCAACACCAUCCGUUACUGGCAGAACGAUUGUGGUGGUCGACAGUGGAUCACCGAAAACGGGGACGAUCUAUCUGCGAAAGGAUGACAAUAACAAGCUGGUCGCGGUUGAAAAGUUGCCCACCGGCAGCAGCACAGCGUCUGGUAAAGAGAUGACGGUGGUCACUGUAUCGGCAGCCCCAGGGCAGCAGGGUGCCACGUCAGCGAAACCGAUGUCCUAUCCGACAGCCAGAAUUGCCGCAAUACAGCAAUCGCUAAUGCAAACCCGUCCGAUCGUUUCGGCCGCACACCAGCGUCUAGUAAAGGAUGGCACCGAAACCACGGCAAAGCUAUCGAUCGGCAACACGACUAUCUCAGUGCCGAUACUGAAAAGUAUCCCCAUCACGACAGCGACAACACAGCCCAAAACAUCAUCCGACCAGCAGCAGCAACAGCAGCAACAACAGCAACAACAGCAGCAGCAGCAGCAGCAACAACAUCAGCAGCAUCAUGGUAGCAACAGUGCAGCUGGUACAGGCAGUGGAGGAGGAAAUAGUGAAGGUACCAUGCCGGGAGCGAACAAGACUACGACCAUCAGUGUUACCGGAGGAGGGCAAACGAAAAAGAUUGUCAACGCAUCGGGGCUCACUAUCGGUAGUCUGCCCAAAGGAGCUACCUUCACUGGUGGCCUUGGUAGCACUAACGUUAGUGGCGGCAGUGGUGGUGGUGGUGGUGGUACGGUCAUAACGGUCGGAGGACAGAAAAUCAGCACCACAACCAGCAUCGUAACGCUUUCAUCACUUAACUUGAACGCUCAAACGGUGGCCGCCGGUGGUGCGUUAAUUACUAAAUCGUUCGCACGUCCCGGUGGUGGCACAUCCGUCACUAUCCAGCAGCAGCAACCCCAGCUGCAAAAGCAGUUCAAUGUGGCCAGCAUGGCUGGAUCGCAGAUAAAAAUUCAAUCUGCCACCGGAAAACAGUUGACCAUCACACCAUCCGCGGUCAGUAUGAACAAUGCAGCAGGGGCCUCGUCGGCUACGUCUACCGCGGGCACGACGACGGCCACGAUUGUGGCCGUUACUCAACCACAACAGCAGCUAAGCACUACUGUGCCUUCCUCGGAGAGCCUUGUGAUGAACAUCAAGUCGAAAGCACCAUCACCGAGCAUAAGUUAUGCGAAACUGUCUUCGCUGACCGUUUCGCAGGAUGUGUCGCUGCCGACAAAGAUCUUCGAGGAUGAUUCCAUCUCACCCGACAGCUCGAUCAGCCAAGAGGAUGCCGACCAGUUGCCGCUAGAGAAAGGCGAUCCAACGCCUUCGCAAGAUGAUGCCACGGGAAAGCCAAUGGCGGAUGGCGGUAGUUCCUCCUCAUCAAACGAUUCAUCGAUCGUAACGCAGAAUGAACUGAAAGGAGGCACCGUAACCAGUGAUGGUAAUGUGGUGCAAUCGACGACAAUGGUAACAGUCACGGCGGCCGCCGCCGCCCCGACGAAUGCGACUGGACUCAAGCCGAAACAAAACAUUAUUCCGGUCCAUCUCAUUGCGAAAGCGCGUGAGAAUUCGCGCAGCCCGAUCAUGGCGAAUGCGACAGGAGGAGGUGGUGGAGGAGCAGGUUCCAACGUGUCCUCCUCUGGUACUGUAAGCGGCAGUGGUACCACUGGAGCACGUAUCGUGCCACAGCUGUCACCUCUCUCGCAACCGAAUGAACUAACGCUUAACGCCAUGAAUGUGUCGCAGCAGGUGCGCUCGAUCAUGUCCUCAAUCAAUGUGGCCACAAGCAGCGCCGCGGCACCAACAAGCGUUGGAGGUGGAUCUACCAGCUUCACGACCUCGACGUUCGGUACGGUCGUACCGAUGUCGUCGCUCACCAAUGCGACCAGUGUAGCAGCAUCCAACAUCUCGACGAUCACCUUCGAUACCGUAUCGAUGUCACCGUCGGCAUCUUCCAAGCGUCACCAAGACAACAUGAGCAAAACGGAAACGAUUGCCAGCAUACUCAAAACGGUUUCCGGUAAAACCAUCCUACCGGCAUCGGCUAUCGCGAGCAACUCGAACCUAGCGAAAGCCGUAUCAGAGGCAGCAACGGCAUCUAGCGUUGCAUCAGGAGCACCGCAUACGGCCACCGCAACGAUUGCCGGUACCAAGCUACAACUGAGCCGUCUGCCUGGUCAAGCCGGUAUGGGCGGGUCCAAUAGUAAUGUAUUUCUGUUCAAGCAGGUUCGUGCACCAAACAGUAAGCAAACCGUCGCACACAGUCUAACCCAAAAACAGCUUGUAGUGCUGACCAGCUCACAGGCUGGUCAAGGUGGAGCACAACAAAUUAAAAUACAACAGCAGCAACAGCCGAUAACGACCGCUAGCGUUGGUGGUACUGGCACUGGUGGCAGCUUCUUGAAGCUGUCUAGCGCCCCAACGGCCACGACCGGAAGCUCUGCGAUUGCUAGCAGCAGCGCGGCGGCGUCAAUGUCCGUCAUCGAGCCUGGUUCGACGAUGGGCGGUACGCCACAGCAAAUCAUCUGUACCAAUCAGGCGACCGGACAGACAAGGAUCGUCAGCCUAGGCACAGUCGUUGGCACGACGAGCGAUGGUACGAAAUCCAUUCUAAUGACACCGAACCGACCGGCCGGCGCCACUGCUACAUCCAGCGUGGUCGUAAGCGUAACUUCCGCCAGCCCCAUCACGACCAGCAUCCUCAGUGCGACACUGUCGCAGCCUCUGCUCAAGAGCAGCAGUAGCGGCGGUAGCAAUUCAACGAACAGCAACACCAUGAGCACACUACUCCAAAACCAACUCCAGAGCGUUACCUCGUUCCGGCGGUCGAAAUCCACCGAUGAACCACCGAUCCACCAUCAGCUGCACGGUCGUGAGCAGACAGCAACGCACGUUCUCAGCAAGCGGUUAAGUCUCGAAGCAACGAAUGCAUCACAACAACCUACCACGCCAGCAACAACGGCUACGGUGGUGGCCACCAUAAUCAAGAGUGAACCGGUUGACAGCUUGACGGAUGAUACAAGUGUAAGCUCCUCUUCUACCUUGGGUGCAGCCAAAACGUCCGCUGCCGAUACUUCGAGCAACAACGCUGGUGGUGGUGGUGGUUGUAAGUUCUCUACCAUAAGCAGCUCAUCUAUUAGCGGCAACACCAGUACCAGCAGCAGCAGCAGCAACAGUGGCGGUAGCGGUAUCAGUUCCGGUGUCGGCAAAUCGGAAGAAUCGCAAAACGUACUACUGAAGCAGUUGCUCCAAAAUACGACUGGAUCGAGUUCCUCGGUGGCUUCACCGGCACCCUCACCGAUCGGCCGAUCGGUCGUUCCGGGGCUUAUGACGAAUCAACGAGCACCGAGCUUGGGUGUCGUGAGUUCGCUCGAGGCACAGCUCGCACGUCCCGUCAUUCCACCGUCGGCUAAUCCACCGACCGCCAUUCACCAGAUCAUCAGCGCUCCCCAUCCUUCCUCCCUUUCUUCGGUGGCAAAUGUUACCAUUACGGCGGCAGCGUCCAGCUCUUCCUCCUCCUCAUCAUCAUCGUCGGCUGCAUCCGCGUCAAGCUCCUUGGUCACUACGCUGUCCAACGUUACACCGUUGCCUACAUCCGCGAGUUCCAACAGUGGUGUGGUUAGUGCUGCUACCGCUCCAGCUGUUACGGCUACAGCAGGACAACCAUCAACGGUGGUUGUCGUGAGUAUGGCUGCUGCUUCAACACCAACAUCAUCUAGCACUAGCACCCCUGCAACAUCCAGCACGCCAACGGCGGAAUUAUCGGCAAACUCCUCAACCACCACAAUGGCAUCGUCAAACAAAGCGAAGAUGCUGAUUUCGAGAGAAACCUCGUUUGUCUCAAAGCCCCCGUCCAAUCUUGCUAGCCAUCCGACACCGAACCUGGUCGCCAAUAUGCUCGCCGCCAGCAUCAAGAAAGAAGAGAUGCUACAAGCGGCUGCCGCUGCUGCCUCGACCACUGCCGUGACCGUAGGAACUGGAGGUGCUCCCACGAUCGCAGUAUCCACAUCCGGAGGUCAACCACCGGUGGUGAAGGUGGAACCGGGAAACGCACAACCGAUCGUGCAGGGUGCGUCAUUGAACCAGGGGGACAUGGUAGCAACGACAACUGCUGCCGCCACCACGGUCACAUCAGUAACCCAGCAGCAAACCAUGCCAACGGCUACUGUAGAGACCACAGUCACGACGGAUGUCGCGAUUGCAACGUCCACGGUGAAAACGAACGUUGUUGACGAUCAGCAGCGACGUGUGACGCCGAGUCCGGUCACUGAGACCACACCUGGUGGUACCAGGCCGACCACACCUUUGUCAUCGUCAUCACCAGCGCCACCAUCACGUCCUGGUUCAGCUUCACUCCGUAUCGAUGCCAGUGCCACAGUAGGCGGUGCAGAGUCGAAGGUAACUACGGCUAGUAGCCCGGUAACAACCGUCACUAGUAGCAGCAGCACCACCACCAAUAGUACCAACUCCUCUUCGUCCGUAAUGACCGUUGCUCCAUCAUCAUCAUCAUCGAUGGGACCCCCACCUUCCCAGACACCUCCGAUCGGUCCGAAUACAUCACCGUCUCCAGGCAAUGAUUCUGCAGCGACUGUUACCACGGCAACUAGCAACACCCCGACGCCUGCGAUUAGCACUGGCAGCAGCAGCAGUGGCAAUGGAUCAUCGUCCACGCUCUUGUCUACCACCAUCAAAGAGGAACCAGGUGUAACUGUGGAUGCGACCACAGCAGCCCCAGCUUUGCCCAUUGAGACUGUCCCGGCGAAAACCGCGGCCGAGAUAGCGUUGGAGCUGAAGAAGAAAAAACGGCGCGAAUAUCAGAAAAACCGUCGCCAGAUGCAGAUUCAGUCGAUCAAGGAGGGUCAGCAGCAGCAACAGCAGCACGGUGGCGGUAAUGUUGGUGGUGUCGGUGGUGGUACCGGCAGUGGUACGGGCACUGGCGCAUCUGCCGCUGGCACCGGAGGGGGUGGUGGCAGUGGUGGUGGCGGACAGGCUAAGAAGAAAGCACGCAAAUCGACUAAGGUGGAGGAGGAUUACGAUACCUGUAUCGAUAAUCUGAUGGGCCAGUUGCGUCUGCUGCCACCGAUGCAGAUCCUCGAACCGCAGCUACCGCGCAACCACGCCGUGUGCCCUCUGUUCGGUACGGGCGAACUGUCCCGGUUCACCUUGCUGAAGUCAUACUCGAUCGCUAGCGGGGAUCUGACCGGUUGCUACGGUGCAGCUCAGCUGCCCACGGUGGCCGAUUUCUACAACACGAGCCCGUUCGGUGUGAAGGAACCACCACCGAAAGCGGCGGUACCGGCCACCGCCCAGACCCAGCGUGGGUUCUAUGAUCAAGAGUUUCCACCGAUCAAGUUCGAAACGGAGGAACGGCAGCGGUAUGAGUUUACGACGGCGGGACGCGGCGGUACGGCGGCAGAUCGCGAUCUUGAUUCGCCCGAUACGAUCGUCAGCACAUCGAGCCCCGAGUGUCACCGAUGGGACGCCUCACCGAUCGGGUUUCCCGGUUUACGGCUAAUCAAGGAGGAACCCGAGGACGACGAGGAUGAUCCGAUGACCGUAUACGGCCGUAUGUCACCGGUUGUACCGAUCCUGGCACCGGUUCCGAUUCGUUUGCGCAAGGGAGGAGCCAUUACACUGCUCUCCGAUGGGUCGGCGGCACGUCUGUCGCGCCCGGUAACAGCCGCAUCGCGACAGGACACUAGCGACAAGGAGAAUGAAGGUGGUGGUGCCGGUUAUAAAGAUACGGUACGAUCCCGGUUCGGUGGCCCACCGUCGACAGCGUCCGUGAUGGGCCCUAAUCGGCCCAAGGAUGGCAGUAACGUGACGGUCACGCUAACGCUUACUUCUUCGGCCGCCGAAGACAUCCUCGGGGUGCUGCGCGAUCUCGCCAACAUACUGGAAAUUCCGCCACCGACUGCGUAUCAGAUUGUGGAGCGAACGGCCACACCCACGAGCCAAAAGCUGGGCCUGUACCGUGCGAAGGGACGGGAUGGUAAGGAAGGGGCACCGAUCGACAUCCAGACGAUCCUGAACGGAAUGGCACGCUUCUGCCGUCACUGUGACGUGGUGAUCCUCAGCAACAUCAUCAUCGCGAAGGCAACCGAGUUUCCGCUAUUGACGGCUCGUAAUGGGCCACGGGAUGGGUCGCAGGAUGACGUUGGACUCCUGGAGUCCGAUGAGCUGUACUUCUGUAGCGAGCAGUGCUACCGACAGUUCAAGUGGCGUCCCACCAACGUGCUGGAUGUGGAUGACGAACGUACACCGUUGGCCGCCAAAUCGGUGCCGAAUGCCGAAGACGGGGAUGGAACAGUGAAGGCAGCGGUGGCGUCUACCGCGGUUGGUAGUGAGGAUACCGUGACAAUCAAGCAGGAAGUAAAUGACGAGGAAAUGAUGGUAGUAGACUCAGUGGCAGGCGAUGGAUCAGCUAGUGGCGAUCGAAAGAAUCGCAAACAUCCGCUUGGCGGCGCUGCCAGUGAGGAUGAUGUGAGCGAGCAACCACCGGCGAAACAGCUGAAGGGCGUCCGGUACAAAACCUUCACCCCGCACUGUUUCCCCGUCCAGCGGCUCCGGAAACCAUCGGAGAAGGAGAUCACGGAAACGUUGUUCCGCAUGAACAUAACGGUGACGCCAUCGCCCAAGGUGCCGGACGAUACGCGGCGCUGCAUCUUUUGCCACACGGUUGGUGACGGUGUAGCGGAUGGGCCCUCUCGUCUCCUGAACUUUGACGUCGACAAGUGGGUACACCUGAACUGUGCGCUUUGGUCCGAUGGCGUUUACGAGACGGUCAACGGUGCGCUCAUGAACCUAGAGACGGCGCUUCAGCACAGCCUCACGUCGGUGUGCGCUUUCUGCUCUAGCCCGGGUGCCACGAUCAAGUGCUUCAAAACGCGGUGCACCAACGUGUACCAUCUCGGGUGUGCAAUGAAGGAUGGUUGCGUGUUCUACAAGAACAAGUCCACCAUGUGCGCGACACAUGCACCGCGCACGGAGAAAGACUCGGAACUGACGACGCUGAGCGUGCAGCGGCGCGUCUACGUCGAUCGGGAUGAGAGCCGCCAGGUCGCGUCCGUGAUGCAUCACUCCGAGUCGAGCAAUCUACUGCGCGUCGGCAGCCUCAUCUUUCUCAACGUUGGCCAGCUACUGCCGCAUCAGCUACAAAGCUUCCACACACCCAACUACAUCUACCCGAUUGGCUAUAAGAUUAUACGCUUCUAUUGGUCUAUGCGGAGACCGAACAAGCGAUGUCGCUACAUAUGCUCUAUCGCGGAUGUCAGUGGGCGGCCCGAGUUCCGGGUGCUCGUACAGGAAGCGUCCGAGGAGGAUAUCGAGCUGCGCGACGCAACACCGAAGGCGGUCUGGCAGCGGAUCCUUGAACCGAUGGCGUUGCUGCGCAAAAACUGCCACCUGGUGCAACUGUUCCCGCGCUACGUCAGCGGUGAGGAUCUGUUCGGGCUGACGGAACCGGCCGUGGUGCGUAUACUCGAGAGUCUGCCGGGCAUCGAAACGCUGACCGACUAUCGGUUCAAGUACGGGCGCAAUCCGCUGCUCGAGCUACCGCUCGCCAUCAACCCAUCUGGGGCGGCCCGUACCGAGCCGAAGCUGAAGCACACACUCUCGUGGAAAAAACCGCACACGCAGCGCACGGGAACGGCCGCUAGCCAGCGGCCUACCUUCGUGCCGACCAGUUCGUCCCCGGCCGGUGAAGUUGCCUGCCCAUACAGCAAACAGUUCGUACACUCGAAAAGCUCGCAGUACAAGAAGAUGAAGCAGGAAUGGCGUAACAAUGUGUUUCUGGCGCGCUCGAAAAUUCAGGGCCUAGGUUUGUACGCAGCCCGUGAUCUCGAGAAGCACACGAUGGUGAUCGAGUACAUCGGAGAGGUGAUCCGCACCGAGGUGUCGGAGCUGCGCGAAAAGCAGUACGAGGCAAAGAACCGUGGUAUCUAUAUGUUCCGCUUGGACGAGGAGCGCGUGGUGGAUGCGACGCUUUCCGGUGGACUGGCACGCUACAUUAACCAUUCGUGCAAUCCAAACUGUGUGACGGAAACGGUCGAAGUGGAUCGUGAGCUGCGGAUUAUCAUCUUUGCCAAGCGGCGCAUCAAUCGGGGCGAAGAACUGUCCUACGAUUACAAGUUUGAUAUCGAAGACGACGCCCAUAAGAUCUCCUGCAUGUGCGGCGCACCCAACUGCAAGAAGUGGAUGAAUUAAAGGACGUCGCUCAUAUCGCGGUGACUCAGUAUGUGGUGUCUGCUGCGACGCACACCAUAUAGUAGCUUACGAUACGAUAAGUGAGUAGAACAAUAAGUGACAUACAUACAGUGUGUGAUACGGUAUGGAUAACCCGCGCGUAGAGGAUACAAAUUGUACGGGGACCACACGCGCUUUCUUCUCUUUAUUGACGAAGGUAAUGACGAAUGGUGAAGACGACGACGACGACGACGACAAAGGCCAAGGCCAUGUCGUGAAUAAACCGUACAAUAUACAAACACCUGUACCCCUCCCCCCAAUCACCACACUCUCACCCUCUCCGAACUGUAACUCUAAUAGAGACUAUAUACAUCUAUACACAUAUACAUAACUAUAUCUUUACCUAUAUACAUAUACUAUUAGGAAGAAUAUAUAUAUACAUACAUACAUAUAUAUAUUUUCGGACGAUUAUUUUAGCAACAGAUUUUGCUAUAUAUACAAAAGGAUUGUGGUGUUGGUGCGAGUCGAGUAAAUCGUAAGCGGAUAAACAAGUGAAAAACGGGAAAUAAUGUGCAAACAAAAAGAUUACGAGAUCGUGAGAAGAAAAUUGUUGUGUUUAACACCAGCAGAACACUCACCACCCAGGCCAGACACGGUGGGUGGGUGGUGGAGAUGGUGGUCUACCAGAGACGGGUUAGGAACUUUAGAACGGUAACAAGGAAACAGAAGAGAUAGAUAAGGUAUAGGAUUAGCGGAAUGGUAUGUUGCGUCGUGGCCCAUACCAUCAAUUCACGCAUCCCCUCAAAGCCCAUACACUUUCACAAACCUCCUUUUUAUACACAUUACGCAUGUUAAGUAUUAAAGCGGAUCGUGGUGUGGUGCGAAUAGAGGAAGCCAUUUUUUAGUUAGUACCGAUGGCUGGAACGUGUAGUGCAGACACAUUCGAAAAAUCCCGAUUAAGAAAAGUUGAACAAAUGUACAGUUAAAAUAAAUACAAAAUCCCAAUAUU